ACGGUGUGCGACGGCAAUAAGCAGAAUAGCAGAAAGCAGAAAAAUAAGAAACGAAAGAGAGAGGGUCACGUUUGAAUGUUGUUAUUACAUGAGUACAUUAUAGACAUUUGUGUGUGACAUUGUUCGGUGACUAAAUAUGACGUCUGCUAUUAUUGCUGGCUUAGGAUUAGCGGCAGCUGGAUUCGCAGGUCGUUACGUUUUAAAACAAAUGCCCACGUUAUCCCAGAAAAUGGCAGAAGCUGUCAAAAGCAUGCCAAAGCUGGAUUCACAAAGUUUGGCAAACAGUAAAUAUUACAAAGGAGGUUUUGAACAAAAAAUGACACGGAGAGAGGCAUCCCUUGUAUUGGGUGUAUCACCUACUGCUCCCAAAUCAAAAGUAAAAGAACAAUUUAAAAAAGUCAUAACUGCAAAUCAUCCAGAUCGUGGUGGUUCACCAUAUCUGGCUGCUAAAAUUAACGAGGCAAAGGAUUUACUUGAAAAAUGAUGAACUAUUUUAUAUAGAUUGAUAAAUUUAUUUGUUAUGCUACUCAAAUGAUUAAAAC
Messenger RNA from Copidosoma floridanum, 542 nucleotides. RefSeq names its product mitochondrial import inner membrane translocase subunit TIM14. Gene Ontology annotation, biological process: protein import into mitochondrial matrix. Gene Ontology annotation, cellular component: PAM complex, Tim23 associated import motor. Gene Ontology annotation, molecular function: ATPase activator activity. NCBI's taxonomy places the organism in Eukaryota, Metazoa, Arthropoda, Insecta, Hymenoptera, Encyrtidae. The record is from RefSeq and is a predicted model, not a curated record.